AUGAUUCAUCUUUUAACAGACGACAUUCUGAACCGGUAUGAAAUCGGCAGAAUGCUUGGUAGAGGAGGAUUUGGAUCUGUCUAUGAAGGGAAACGAUUGGCGGAUGACCUUGAGGUGGCUGUGAAAAUCGCCAGAAAGCCACGGAACAUGAAAUACAUUUCCAUUCCUGGUCAUCCCGCACCCCUUCCAUUAGAGGUCGGCCUGUUGGUCCUUGCUAACAGGGGCCCCAAAGUUCCAGAGAUCAUUGAGCUGCUGGACUGGCAGGACCAACCUGACCAAUACAUCAUGAUCUUGGAGCGUCCCUCACCCUGCCAAGAUCUCUGGGAUUUUGUGGAGAGUCACGGCGGCACUCUCAAUGAGGACACAGCACGGUAUAUAAUGACGCAGGCAACAAUGGCCGCUCACAUGUGCUGUUCCCGUGGAGUUUUCCACCGAGACAUUAAGUUGGAGAACCUGCUAAUAAACACAGACACACUUGAAGUCAAACUGAUUGACUUCGGGUGCGGGGAUCUCCUGCAAGAAUCCGCCUAUGACGUCUUCUGUGGCACUCGAAAGUACCGUCCACCUGAGUACUUCACAGAGGGCAAGUACCACGGUAAACCAGCUACUGUGUGGUCUCUGGGAGUGCUAUUAUUCUUGCUGGUGUGUGGACGCUUUCCAGAACCCAGAGAUUUGCAGAGGAUUGAUGACGACGUCUGGUUUGAGCCUGGCUUGUCAAAUGGUAAGAUGACAUUCAUCACAACAAAGAAGACCAAUUGUAAUUUGAAUCAUACAAAACAAAGAAACAAGGAAAAAGUAACACCCGAGCCAAGUGGCUUUAUAAAAGAUGGAUAAUGUGGAUAAAACAUGAAUUUUUCUUGAUUUUCUGAACAUACAGUAUAGAAUAGUCAAAUCUUACAGCUUAAUACAAAGACAGCAGGUGUAAAGUUUAAAGUAAUAAUCUGACUUUCUUCCAUCGUUCUCACAGAAUGCUGCCAUCUGAUUCGAUCGCUCCUGCAGAAAAACCCAAGCUGGCGGAUUGAUUUGAAGAAAAUCAUUUUCCAUGAAUGGUUUAUGGUAUUGAGCCUAAGAUCAGCUACAAAUGAUUUUGAAGAUAUAUUUGCUUUUCAUUUUAAAGUUUUUCUUUUUUUUUUUUAAAUUCCCUAUUUCCCC
Messenger RNA from Ctenopharyngodon idella (grass carp), 1152 nucleotides. RefSeq names its product serine/threonine-protein kinase pim-1-like. Gene Ontology annotation, cellular component: cytoplasm. The coding region runs from base 1 to 834 and encodes 277 amino acids. The record is from RefSeq and is a predicted model, not a curated record. The transcript has 4 exons. Gene Ontology annotation, molecular function: ATP binding; protein serine/threonine kinase activity. Gene Ontology annotation, biological process: negative regulation of apoptotic process; protein autophosphorylation; regulation of mitotic cell cycle. NCBI's taxonomy places the organism in Eukaryota, Metazoa, Chordata, Actinopteri, Cypriniformes, Xenocyprididae.